Paramecium sonneborni is the source of this 1026-nucleotide messenger RNA. Lineage: Eukaryota; Ciliophora; Oligohymenophorea; Peniculida; Parameciidae. The record is from the annotation of a GenBank genome assembly.
AUGACCACUAAGGUUCCAGAAUUAAUCAAUCUCAAUGAUUCAGUUGCUUCUUUAACCGACUUCCUCAAAAAAAUCCCAGAAGAAAUACACACUUCUUUCGAUUACAAAAUCCCAAAUGGAAUUAUUUUGGAUGAAAUCAUUACUUAACUAAUCAAAAACCCUAAGAAAUAAGAAGAUCAAAAAAUUAUAUUCAAUGAUAUUGGAUAUCAAAAUAUACACACUAUUGAAUCUAUUCUAGGCAUUCAGUUCAAAGUUACAAAAGACAUUGAAGAAUUACUUAAUGAAUAAACAUAAAUCUAUAUGAAUCAAUUUAUGCUCACUAUCCCUUAAGAAAAAGAAUCCUAAAGUAACAGCAUUGUUAGUGUACAAAUCAAUGAAUUAGAAAAUACUAAACUAUUACAUUAAAAGGAUAUUAUUUAAUUAACUGGAUUAUAAUCGAAAUUGCAUAAACAAGAUGUUCGAUAAGAAUUAAUUGAAUAAUUACUUGAAUCUAAAAAGUUUAAUAUUCGCAUUACACAAUAGUCCAUUAAUUUAUUCAAUGAUUAGUUAAUGUUUAGAAAAUUAUUUUAACAAUUUCGCUAAUAAUUUGAAGAAUUUAUUUAUUGCAUUUUAAAAUUAGAAACCACUCUAACAUUUAGAACAUAAAAAUUAAAAUUAGAAUUACAAAUGAGUUAAAAUGAAAGAGAAAAACUACAAAUUAAAGAAAUUGAAAAGUUAAAAUCCCUCAUUAAAGAAAAAGAUGAUUAAUUAAAUGAUAUUACAAAUAAAAUCUAAUUUAAUGUGACUCACUAUCAAAAAUUAGAAGAAUAAAUUGCAGUUGCAAAACAAAACAUUUAAAAAUAACUAUUAUCUAUCAAACAAUAAAAAUAAGAAAAAGAAGAUAAAUAAAAAACUAGUUCUCCAUCUGCUAUGAGUGCUUCCAAAUCCAAUAUUUCAGAUUUAGAAAUCUUAAAAUAAUAAACAAGGAAAGUUAGCAAUUCUUAUGCACAUAGAAAUAGAUUUAAAACUGUUUUUUUCAAAAGAUGA